AUGUCUUCUAUUCCUCAACUUACUCACGUCAACGGGGUUAAGGCUGACCCAAAACUAUUGAGAGACCCUUCUACCUUGGAGUCUAUCUCUUCUGUCUUAUCUGGUUGGUCUUCUUAUGUGGCGCAUUCUUUUCCGAAUUCCAUUGCUUCCUUACGUAAAGCCUCUGCAAACUCUACAACCGAUUAUCAACCGCCCAUAAACUAUUAUCCGGACUAUUUGUCGCAUCAAUUAGCCAACGAUAUGAAUUCUCAAUCAUUUCCUAUUUCUGAUGGACUUUUUGAUAAAAAAAAAGAUGUGAUCUUAUACGCGGCAUUUGAUGAAAUUAUAACUUCUAAUACUCAUAAUUGCGAAAAAAACCAGUCGGUUCUACUGUUAGGUUAUCCCGACGGAUUUCAAAUAUGGAAUGUAUCAAAUAUAGAUAAUGUUCAUGAACUUCUGUCUAUCAGAGAUAAUGAAAAUAUUGGCCAGUCAAUAUGUAACCCGCGUUAUUCGUCUAAAAAUCUUUGUGACAAAUUUGCAGAUGUUCGUCCGCUUAUUUGUAUAGUUUGUACACCUACUCCACAACGAGAAAAUGGCCACCUAGACAUACUUACAAAACCUAAAAGUGUAUUAAAAUUCUUUUCUCUAAAAGCAAAUCAAAUUGUAAAGACGUUAGAUUUUGAGAAUGAGGGUACCAUUGUUAAUGUGAAUUGUAAUGAACGAGCCAUCGUUGUGAGUCUAACUAAUCCACCAAGACUUCAUAUAAUCUCACCUUUAACACUGGCUCCAUUGUUUCUUUCACCAUUACAAGAUGUUGCGAUACAUCCUUCAAUUCGAGCUCCAGUGUUCGCGUUAGGACCUCGAUUGUUGGCUUAUUCAACAACGAGUCAUCCUCCGGAAAUGGAUUCUAAAAUGGAUAGUCAUGCAAUGGAUGAAAGUGAUGGUAUUGUCGGAACAACUGGAAAAUAUCAAGAAGUUGCCAAAGGUGUUGCAAAAGAAGUUGUUAAUGGUACUUUUUCUGCAUAUUUUGCCAACUCAAAUUCAUCACAAGCUACAAUGCCCAUAAAUAUUAAAAAUCAUGCAGGUUCAAUUAGUCCGGCUUCGCGUGGUUCAUUCUCUCCACAAGAUAGCCCGUCUAAUGGAUAUCAUUACAAUUUAAAGGGCGGAGGUGUGAAUAAUGGUAGUGUAGAAAGUAGCAAUUUGGUAGGCUUAAAUUAUAACACUAAUGGUUAUGAGAAUGAUAAAGAAAAUGGUGCUAUAGGAGCGGUUAUUGUAUGCGAUUUGGGUACUUCAUUCAGCGCACAAAAAAAACAACCUAGUGUUGUUGCUCAUUUUUCACCGCACACACAUCCUGUUGGACAUCUAUCAUUCAAUCCUUCAGGUUCCUUUUUAUUUACAACAUCAAUUCAAGGUCAUCAAUUUCAUGUUUUCGAAAUUGUUGGUAAAAGUCGUCAACAAAGAAGUAACAAGAAUUUAAAGCAUGUAUACCAAUUAUCUAGAGGUUAUACAAAUGCUAGUGUUAGUGACGGAGGUGUAGGUUGGAGUGGUGAUUCCAGGUGGUGUGCAGUCGCUAGUGGGCGAGGAACCAUCCAUGUGUUUGCAAUAAAUCCCUAUGGUGGUCCCGCACAUGUGCCUUCUCAUAUAACAGGAUGGGUUAAUAAUGUAGAUGAAUUGUAUAAAUCAACCACACAAUCACCUGUGGUUCGUAUUAAGCCUCGGACUCCUCUACCAUCAGAUUCAUUAGACGUUAACUUUACUUCACAAGGCUCAAAUAUAUAUCUUAAUAAGCCUAAUGAGUAUUAUCCAUUAUCGUCUACAGAUUCUAAUACUUCUUCAAUUGAUCAAUCACGUCGUCAAAGUCAAUUACAAUAUAAUGGAAAUUUGAAUAAUUUUCAUUCUCAAUAUAAUGGACAAUCACAUAUAUCACAUCCAUAUAUUCCACUUCCUACUCAUUACUUGAGGAAACCUACAGGAAUCUGUAUUAAAUUCUUACCUUCUAUGUCUAAUGGUUCUAAAUCAGAAUUAAACGCAAACAACGGUUUGUUGGUUGCUAACUUAAAUGCCAAGAGGCAGGCUAAAAGGAGAUCAUCUCCGAAUGUUGUAAUGGAAGGUGUUAAGUCAAAUGGCACUUCUACGGGAAGAAAAAAUCGUAGAAGAACUCAAUCAUGGUCACAAAAUUCUAUAAACAAUUCUUCUCACCCUAAUUAUCUUGGGGUUGAAAUUCGGGAUAACAAAUUAGAUGAUAUUGGAUAUCAGGAUUUGUUGAGUUUUCAUCCCGCUGGUAUAUUAACGUUACAUCGUUUAUGGAUGGAGAAAAUAGUUGUUGAAGAAACUUCUAGUCAAGGAACAAAAGAUGAAAUAAACAAUAAUAAUUUAAUUACUCUUGCUGGUACUCAGUUAUCAGGAAGUGCGGCUACUGUCGCAAAUGUUGGUAGAGCAUUAGUAGGUGGUGCUGCAGGUGUUGUGAGUAUAGGGAUGGGAAUUGCUGGUGCUGUUAAGAAAGAAUUAGGAACUUUCGACAUGGUGACGAAUUACGAAGAUAUUGCUGAAUGGCAACUAAUUCGUAAUAGUUCUUGGGCUGAAGUGAAGAAUGUAAUUGAGACUCCAAAGAAAUGCACCGAAAGUGAAAGUUCGGUUAAACGAGAUGGAAAGAAUUGGCUUGCGAAUGCUGAAAUUACAACGCAUACCGAUUCAAAAAUGUCUUUACCACCACCAUUGUGGGCAACUCCUCAAUUUUCAUUUCAAGUAUUUUUACCUGGUUAUAAAGAUGCUAUAAAUAAAGGAGAAGUACCUCGCUCAAAGAAGAUUGAAAUACGAAGAGACAUUGUAGAAAGUGUAGAAUUUGUUAAUGAUACUAAUAAUGAUGAAUUUGGUGUUAAAGAGUGGAUGAAUGAAGAAAACAAAUAUAAUCAUAAUAAAAGCAAGAUCAGUAAAGCGGUUCUUGUUCCAGCGGGUAAAGCAAUUGGCAGAGGAGCUGGUGAUAUUUCUGUAAAUUUAUCUACGGCAAUGAGCACGUCACUUGACUUUACACCGUCUAGUCCAACCCUUUCUGCGUUUAGCACUAAAUCUAAAGAUCGUAUGUUGAAUGGUUUCUCCAAUGGUCACACACAACAGACUGUUGUUGAUACAUCUAUAACACCACUAUCUUUUGAGGAUGCUUAUCACAUCCACAUUGGAAAUAAUAUUCCUUCUAUAACAGCAUCAUCUACAUCAUCUCCAAAAGUUAAAAAUCAUUCAUCAAUAGGAUUUUCACCACUUUCAUCCAACAUGAUUGUAAACGAUUCUACAUUUGAGCAACAGUCAACUCCAUUUACACGAUCGUUUUCGUCGUCAUCUAUAGCUUCUGAUAUUACUUACAAUGACGAAGUUAUUGAAUAUGUGAAAGAAGUUGAUCAUGGAAUAAAUGAAUCAAACGAAGAUGGAAAUUUCUUUUUUUCACCUGAUGGUGAUAAUGAGGUGGGCUUACCUAGUGACAGUAUGAUUGAGUUUUAA
Messenger RNA from Cetraspora pellucida, 3471 nucleotides. NCBI's taxonomy places the organism in Eukaryota, Fungi, Glomeromycota, Glomeromycetes, Diversisporales, Gigasporaceae. The record is from the annotation of a GenBank genome assembly.